ACGGUUCUGUUCCACCACGCCACAUUCUUACGUAUACAGUCAAUACGGAACUGUUGCCUGCUGCCUACUACAACUACAGUAUCCAUACAGUUAUUGACAGUAUCGCGUUUGCAAUCCCAACUUCCUCUUGCUCUCUCUGACAGUGUGAUGUUUGGCAAUAGUGGGCAUGUGUUAUAGCUGCCUGCAAAGUAGGCUAGACGUCAAAUUCAUCUAGAGCUCUGAAGAUUGGCGAUAUCAUGGAAGAAACAGGGGCCCUUAUCCGCAAAAGAAGAGCCACUAUAUCCACUGGAAAAUGUGUUACUUUGAAACAAGUGAAUGGGCGGUCAGCGGUUGAUGAAAGUAUUAACGGCCACGGUGGCAGCGGCAACAUGGUAACGACGCGAAAUGUGUCCGAUUUGCCUUCUACCACGUCAAAAGAAAGGAAGAAACGAGUAUAUGUUCCUAGUGAUAGACAGAGUUGCCACAGGUUGCAGGAGUCCCUGCUGAGCUCUGCCAGUGGUUACAGAAACUACAGAGGUGUCCUCAACUGGUGUGUUGUCAUGCUGGUCUUAAGCAAUGCCCGUCUGUUCUUGGAAAACCUUUUAAAGUAUGGUAUUCUAGUGGACCCAAUACAAGUGGUUUCUCUAUUCAUAAAGGACCCCUACAACAUGCCUGCAGCGUGCCUUGUUAUCGUGUCCAACGUGUUUAUAGUGGCAGCUUUGUACACAGAGCGAAGGCUCUCAGUGGGCUGCUUCAGUGAACGUGUUGGGCUGCUGGUUCAUUCCAUUAACCUGUCAGUCACACUGUGCUUCCCGGUGGCUAUCGUACUAAUGGUGAAGUCCAUGACUCCAGUGGGUGGAGCGUCUGCUCUGGGAGUGUACACCGUCCUCUUCCUGAAGCUCUACUCCUACAAAGAUGUGAACAAGUGGUGUAGAGAGAUGAGCCACGCUAAAGCCCGUAGCCUGGCCCGCUCCCUCUCAUGUAAGUCCUCAGUCUCCACAGGAAGUGGAGGGGACUAUCAGGUCUCCUAUCCUGGAAAUCUCACCCUCAGAGAUUUGUAUUAUUUUGUUUUUGCACCAACCCUCUGCUAUGAAUUAAACUUCCCCCGGUCUCCACGGAUUCGAAUGAGCUUCCUGCUAAGGAGGCUUUUUGAAAUGCUGUUCUUCACCCAGUUAUUGGUGGCAUUAACACAGCAGUGGAUGAUACCCAUUAUUCAGAGUUCUAUGAAGCCAUUGGAGGAUAUGGACCUCCCUAUGAUGAUGGAGCGUCUACUCAGACUAGCCGUGCCCAAUCAUCUUCUCUGGUUGAUAUUCUUCUACUGGUUCUUCCACUCGUCCUUGAACUUUAUUGCUGAGCUCCUGCAAUUUGGAGACCGGGAGUUUUACAGAGACUGGUGGAACUCUGAGACCAUCACAUACUUUUGGCAAAACUGGAAUAUUCCAGUACACAAGUGGUGCCUUCGCCACUUCUACAAGCCCCUGCUGAAGAGUGGAGUCAGUAAGUGGCUCGGCCAAUCAGCAGUGUUCCUGGCUUCAGCCUUCUUUCAUGAG
This is a messenger RNA of Salvelinus fontinalis (brook trout), 1529 nucleotides long. RefSeq names its product diacylglycerol O-acyltransferase 1-like. Gene Ontology annotation, molecular function: diacylglycerol O-acyltransferase activity. The record is from RefSeq and is a predicted model, not a curated record. Gene Ontology annotation, biological process: triglyceride biosynthetic process. NCBI's taxonomy places the organism in Eukaryota, Metazoa, Chordata, Actinopteri, Salmoniformes, Salmonidae. Gene Ontology annotation, cellular component: endoplasmic reticulum membrane.